CAUUCGAUACUGGGGUCUUCAGUUUACACCACCGCCACCAGCAAGCAUCACUAGCGCAAGCAUCUUGACGAUUUUUUUGAGCGUUUAUUGGUUUUAUAAAUACAUUCUUAUAAUCCUCCUCUUCUUGUUGGAGUUCAGAACUGUGAUAUCUCAGAUAGUUAUUUGUAGAGAACUCAAGCUAGCAAUUAUAAACUACCAGCAUCUCGACUAAUGGCUUCAAAGAGAAUAAUCAAGGAGCUCAAAGAUUUGCAGAGAGAUCCACCUACUUCAUGCAGUGCAGGUCCAGUUGCAGAUGACAUGUUUCACUGGCAAGCAACCAUCAUCGGCCCUAAUGACAGCCCUUACUCCGGUGGCGUUUUCCUUGUAACCAUCUACUUCCCUCCCGAUUACCCUUUCAAGCCUCCUAAGGCUGCCUUCAGGACAAAGGUGUUUCAUCCAAACAUCAACAGCAACGGAAACAUAUGCUUGGACAUACUAAAGGAGCAGUGGAGUCCGGCUCUCACUAUUUCGAAGGUUCUUCUCUCCAUAUGCUCACUUCUGACGGAUCCGAACCCUGAUGACCCGCUUGUUCCUGAAAUUGCACACAUGUGCAAGACCGACAAACUGCGAUACGAUUCCACUGCAAGAAACUGGACUCAAAAAUAUGCGAUGAUGGGUUGAAAGUCGAUAAGCAUGUCAUGUUUAUUGAACUCCUUUCAGCAGCAGCAGCCAACAAAGAAAUAAUGACUUUAUCCAGUCUAGCUUUAAAGCUUUUUAAAUUUGUUCUUAAAUUUUAUUUACCUAAUUGAAAGCAUCCUUCUAAUCAAUAUACCCAUCUCCUAGUGAGAUAGUUUUCACUGGGAAAACCAAAUGAUUUUCUGCUUUUGUUUCUGUUGUUCAUGCAAAAAGUGUACCAUCAUGUUAACUUGGUCCUGCGACGAAGCAACAUGAUUUAAACUCAUUAUAGUUACUAUUGCUUUCAAUAAUACGAAAACAACAAUGAAUUGAUUUC
Molecule: messenger RNA, 991 nt
Organism: Papaver somniferum (opium poppy)
Lineage: Eukaryota; Viridiplantae; Streptophyta; Magnoliopsida; Ranunculales; Papaveraceae
Product: ubiquitin-conjugating enzyme E2 28-like
Exons: 2
Coding region: 211-660 (149 amino acids)
Biological process (GO): protein polyubiquitination
Cellular component (GO): nucleus
Molecular function (GO): ubiquitin conjugating enzyme activity
Source: RefSeq, a predicted model, not a curated record